AUGUAUGGUGUUCUUGUUAUUGGAGCUCCAGGUGCUGGAAAAUCAACGUUCUGUGCAGGGCUUGCUGAUAUUUUCGAGCAAAUCGAUCGUCCACAUAUCACGAUUAACUUAGAUCCAGCCAACGAUUUCGUGCAGUACAGUGCAACAUAUGAUAUAAAGGAAUUAAUAACAGUGGAAGACGUAAUGGAUAGAUUAGGUUUGGGACCAAACGGAGCCCUGAAGUACUGUAUGAGCACAUUGUGCCAAAAUCGGCAAUGGCUAUUGCAGAAAAUACUCGAAAAUAAGGACAAAUACAUCAUCAUUGAUUGUCCUGGACAACUGGAACUUUACAAAAGUGAAGGCGAAUUGUGGAAGCUGAUUCGUGAACUCGAACGUGCGGGUGUUCGUCUAUGUGCCCUUCAUCUGGUCGAUUCCUUGUACUGUGCUGACGCAGCGAAGUUCAUAUCAGUUGUAAUGUCAACGUUAGGUGGGCGCUCAUGA
This is a messenger RNA of Ostertagia ostertagi, 480 nucleotides long. Lineage: Eukaryota; Metazoa; Nematoda; Chromadorea; Rhabditida; Trichostrongylidae. The record is from the annotation of a GenBank genome assembly.